Molecule: messenger RNA, 1767 nt
Organism: Abrus precatorius (Indian licorice)
Lineage: Eukaryota; Viridiplantae; Streptophyta; Magnoliopsida; Fabales; Fabaceae
Product: protein IQ-DOMAIN 14-like
Exons: 4
Coding region: 159-1520 (453 amino acids)
Molecular function (GO): protein binding
Source: RefSeq, a predicted model, not a curated record
CGUUCUUUUAACUAGAAAACCCAUACACUGCUCCUUCUCCUUCAUUUCUCACUUCCUUCCACCUUCUUAUCUCUCUCUACCCUCCAUAUUUGUAGUUACUUACACACACCUUUUUUUAUUCUAUUGGAAAAUCCAAAAGCAUUUGGUAGUGAGAAGGAAUGGGUAAGGCGUCGAAGUGGCUUCGCGGGUUGCUGGGUCUUAGAAAAGCAGAGUGUAGUACUUCGCCCGCCAAGCCGCAGAAAGAGAAACGCCGUUGGAGCUUCGUCAAAGCAUACCCGGAGAAAGAUAAUAGCACUCCCGCCACCGUCGCAGAACACGUGGAUAACGCCAACAACACCAAGCACGCCAUGGCAGUGGCUGCGGCCACCGCUGCGGUGGCCGAGGCCGCGGUGGCUGCUGCCGAAGCGGCUGCCGUUGUUGUCAGACUCACUAGCAGCAGCGGCCGGUGCGCCGACGCCGGUGCGGUCAGGAUUCGCCAACAUUGGGCCGCCGUUAAGAUCCAAGCCGCUUUUCGAGGCUGUUUGGCAAGGAGAGCACUCCGAGCACUGAAAGGGUUGGUGAAGCUGCAAGCACUUGUGAGAGGUCAAAUUGACAGGAAACGGACAGCAGAGUGGCUUAAAAAGGUGCAAGCACUCUUACGAGCACAGGCACAAGUUUCUGCAGGGUGGACUCUUCAGACCCCAUCUUCGAGUGCAAAAUUAUCUAGCCAUCUCCAUGGUCCAGCAACACCUGAAAAAUUUGAAAGUCCUAUAAGAUCUAAGAGCAUGAAAUAUGAGCACUCACCUAUACUCAAGAGAAAUGGCUCCAAAUCAUGUGUCCAGAUCAAUGGUAAUCAAGAGAUAUGUUGGAAUAGAUCAGAGAGCCAGGUACAUGAACCAUCAUGGAACCAAGGAAGCUCGUUGAUAAGAGCUUACAGCUCCAAUGAUGAAAGAAAUGACAGGAUUCUUGAAAUUGAUUCUGGAAAACCACACUCCACACCCAAACGUAGAAACCUCUCUUUCUCCAACAGUAAUGCUUUAGGUUCUGAUCAUUAUAGUAAGAGUUUGAACAGCACAAAGGAGUCAACAUCCCUUCAAUCUGUUCAAAGUCCAUAUUGUGAAGUUCAGUCUUACAGCUCCCAGAAAAUCAACGAGGUUGAAGAGAGCCCAUUCUGCACUGCAGACAAUAGUCCCCAAUAUUUAUCUGCCACCUCUAAAGAUGAUGGCUUCAGAAGAAGUCCUUUUACUCCUACUAAGAGUGAUGGCUCAAGAAGCUAUCUUCGUGGUUAUUCUGACUACCCAAGUUACAUGGCAUACACUGAGUCUUCAAAGGCCAAGGUCAGAUCUCUAAGUGCCCCAAAACAAAGGCCCCAAUAUGAGAGGUCCACUUCAUCAUCUAAUAGAUACUCACUGAAUGGAUUUGACGUGUCAAGGUUGGCCACACACAAGGCAUCUGCAAUGCAUACAAGUUUCUACAACAAAGCUUAUCCAGGUUCUGGUCGUUUAGACAAACUUGGUAUGCCUGUGGGGUAUAGAUACUGAUUUUGAUGUUUCUGUUAAAGGGGUAUAGACAAAUUUGCAUGAUCUUAACAUAUGAACUCCCUAACCGGUUGUACCUUGGGCUUAAAUAUUCAUCAUUAGCGUUUUGUGUUAGCAUUAGAAAUCUGUAACCACAUAGAUUGUGCAUACUGACUGCUAAGUGAUAGAAUGACUUGACUUGCUCUUGGAGUUGUGUCUGUGGGUUAUUUCCCAUUCCUAGAAUGUAACAGCUAUCCCUCGGUCGUAUAUG